AUGGCGCCCAGCUUCGGCCGCUCCAUCUCCUUCCAACUGAGCCCAGCGCGCGCCAUCACCCAGCCCCGCGCCGCGGCCGCGCGCCACGUCCGCUCCAUCAGCCUGCCGCCGUGCCGCUCCCACUCCCACCCGCUCCUGGCGCACCUGCAGGCCCAGACCGCCGCCGCCCGCGCCUGGGCCACCUCCGCCUCCACCUCCCCAUCCACCGGCCUCACACUUAUCGACGCGCUCCACGCCGCGCUCGCCGAGCUCCUCCUCCUCCCAGAACCCCAGACCUUGGUCCGCCGCGCCUGCGCCUCAUCCGACCCCCUCCUCGACGCCUUCGUCCUCCUCGCCGACGCGCACCGCGGGUUCCAGGAGUCACUCCUCGCGCUCCGCCGCGACGCGGCCGACGCCCGCGCUGCCCUCCGCAGGCGCGACGCAGCCAGGCUCGCCUCCGCUGCGCGCGCCCAGCGCAGGGCCGAGAAGGACCUCGCCCGCCUCGCCGCCGCCGUCUCCUCCUCCGUCGCCAGGUCCGCCCGCCUGGCUGCGCUCGGAUCAGCCACCGCCACCGCCGAGGAGGCCGAGAUGGCCGCCGCGCUCAUGGACGCCGCGGCGGCCAGCGCCGCGGCAUCCGCCGCCGUGUUCUCGGCCGUCGCGUCCGUGUCUGCCGCCACAUCCUCCAGCAAGAAGGCCGCGACGACCUUCGCUGCUGCCUUCGCCAAGAAGCCGGAGACGGCCGAUGUGGCGCCGGAGAAGCUUGAGGAGCUUGAGCGAUGCAUUGACGAGUGCGAGAGCGGCAGCGAGGUGGUGUUCAGGAGCAUUGUUCGGACUAGGGUUUCGUUGCUCAACAUCCGUACUCCGGCGAUCUAG
This is a messenger RNA of Miscanthus lutarioriparius, 852 nucleotides long. Lineage: Eukaryota; Viridiplantae; Streptophyta; Magnoliopsida; Poales; Poaceae. The record is from the annotation of a GenBank genome assembly.